This is a messenger RNA of Astyanax mexicanus (Mexican tetra), 1739 nucleotides long. RefSeq names its product tyrosine-protein kinase FRK-like. Gene Ontology annotation, cellular component: extrinsic component of cytoplasmic side of plasma membrane. NCBI's taxonomy places the organism in Eukaryota, Metazoa, Chordata, Actinopteri, Characiformes, Acestrorhamphidae. Bases 61 to 1488 code for a protein of 475 amino acids. The record is from RefSeq and is a predicted model, not a curated record. Gene Ontology annotation, biological process: innate immune response; cell surface receptor protein tyrosine kinase signaling pathway; cell differentiation. The transcript is spliced from 7 exons. Gene Ontology annotation, molecular function: signaling receptor binding; ATP binding; non-membrane spanning protein tyrosine kinase activity.
GUUGUAGGUGUAGUUGGUGUAUUUGAGUAGUUGUAGUUUCGGUGGUGUAGUUUCUGCAGGAUGGGGACUGUGAGCGAGCGCAUCGUGAGCUGCUGUACCUCCACCUUCCCAUGUCUGCGGCAGAAACAGCCUGAGGAGCCGCCUGUGAAACAAAAUCCUAAAAAAGAAGACAUUGUGGUCUUCCAAAACAAGCAUGCUUUAGAACAGAUGAUCUCGGAGCAUCCCCAGCCUGUGUCCCAGUCUAAAACCGUGUCUCAGUUCGUGGCUCUGUUUGAUUACUCGAAGCGCACAGCUGAGGACCUGAGCUUCCACACAGGAGAUAAACUCCAGCUGCUGCAGAAGUACGACACAGACUGGUGGUUCGUUAAAGCUCUGACCGGCGUCUCCGCCAACAAGGAGGGAUACGUUCCAGCCAACUAUAUAGCCACUGUGGAGAGUCUGGACGCAGAACCGUGGUACUUUGCUGAUACAAAGCGCUUGGAUGCGGAGAAGCUACUGCAGGCAGAAGGAAAUAAACAUGGAGCGUUUCUCAUCAGACACUGUGAAAGUCAGGCUGGAGAACUGUCCCUGUCAGUGCUUGAUGGGGGUAAUGUGAAACACUACAAGAUCAGGCGGGAGGAUAAUGGUCACUACUAUAUAUCAAAGAGCCGUCAUUUCCCCACACUGAAGGAGCUGGUGGAGCACUACAGCAAGCAGGAGGAUGGACUCUGCGUUCGGCUCAGACAGCCCUGCAAGAAGGCUGAAGCUCCACAGACGCACGGUCUGUCUUACAGCACAGUGGACCAAUGGGAAAUUCCCCGCAGUUCCAUCCGACUGUUGCGGAAACUCGGUGCUGGAAAGUUUGGAGAGGUUCAUGAGGGUCUGUGGAAUAACACAACGUCUGUUGCUGUGAAAACUUUAAAACCAGAAGACAGAGGGGCUCGUUUGCGUGUUCCUGAUCAGAUAGAGAUGGCCGCCCAGGUGGCAGCAGGUAUGGCUUACCUGGAGCUGCAGAAUUACAUCCAUAGAGAUCUGGCAGCCCGGAACGUUCUGGUUGGAGAGAACAACGUGUGCAAAGUGGCCGAUUUUGGUCUGGCCCGAGUGUUUAAUAGAGAGAAUAACAACUGUUAUAAUGAAGAUGAGGAAAACAUAUACGAAGCAACAGAGGGUACUUAUUUUCUGGUGAAGUGGACGGCUCCCGAGGCCAUUCGGGAGAACAAAUUCACCAUCAAAUCUGAUGUGUGGUCAUUCGGCAUCCUGCUGUACGAGAUCAUGACCUUCGGACAGAUGCCUUAUCCAACUCUCACUAAUGCUCAGGUUGUUGUGAAGCUGGGUACUGGCUAUCGGAUGUCGUGUCCACCACUGUGUCCAAAAAUGAUAUAUGAUAUAAUGGUUGAGUGCUGGAAGGAAACGCCCGCUGAGCGGCCCACCUUCGAAACUCUGCAGUGGAAACUAGAGGAAUACUCCGACCUGGAUGUCAGUUCAUAUGAUGACGCUAACCGAUAUUGACCAAUGCAGCACAGCAACAGCACUCACAAAAACUGUCUACUGUUUCUACUGUUUUCCGGCGGUAUAUAAAACCCUUUUUGUUCAGAGUCGGCCAUGUUUUUUUGGUGUGUAUAUAUAUAUAUAUAUAUAUAUAUAUAUAUAUAUAUAUAUAUAUAUGUGUGUGUGUGUGUGUGUGUAUACAUGUGUAUAAUGUUACACACAAAAAAAAACAUGGCAGACUCUUUAUUGUGGUGCCUCAUUGUGUGUGCAAA